AUGCUAACAUCUAGGCUACAAGAGGUGAUGGAUAACAUCAUAGACAAGGGUCAGGCAGCAUUUGUUCUAGGAAAGGUCAUUCAUGACAAUAUAAUACUUAGCCAUGAACUAGUAAAAGGGUAUGGGAGGAAGGGAGUGUCACCUAGGUGCAUGCUCAAAAUUGACAAGCAAAAAGCAUAUGACUCUGUGGAAUGGGUGUUUUUAGAACAAGUCUUACAUGGGCUGCAAUUCCUUAACAUUUUUGUCAAAUGGAUUAUGAAGUGUGUAAACAGUGUCUCUUACUCAAUAGUAAUCAAUGGUAAUCCAAUUCCACCUUUUGAUGCAAAGAGAGGGGUGAGGCAAAGGGAUCCCCUCUCACUUUUUCUAUUUGUGAUUACCAUGGAAUACUUGAGUAGGAUCCUCCAAAAACUCGAAAGCAACCCUGAUUUCAAUUUCCACCCUAGAUGUGAAAAAAUGAACCUAGUACAGUUAGGUUUUGCAGAUGACCUCUUACUUUUUUGUAGAGGAGACCUAGGGUUUGCCCAAUUACUUUUUCAAGCUUUUAAACUAUUUUCUGAAUCAUCUGGUCUAAUUGCAAAUCAAAGCAAAAGUAGUAUCUACUUUGGGGGUGGGGGUAGAACAUGA
This is a messenger RNA of Lycium barbarum (goji berry), 624 nucleotides long. RefSeq lists its product as uncharacterized. The record is from RefSeq and is a predicted model, not a curated record. The transcript has a single exon. Lineage: Eukaryota; Viridiplantae; Streptophyta; Magnoliopsida; Solanales; Solanaceae. Bases 1 to 624 code for a protein of 207 amino acids.